Molecule: messenger RNA, 3611 nt
Organism: Oryzias melastigma (Indian medaka)
Lineage: Eukaryota; Metazoa; Chordata; Actinopteri; Beloniformes; Adrianichthyidae
Gene: dgkb
Product: diacylglycerol kinase, beta
Exons: 26
Coding region: 475-2826 (783 amino acids)
Biological process (GO): lipid phosphorylation; diacylglycerol metabolic process; intracellular signal transduction
Cellular component (GO): plasma membrane
Molecular function (GO): ATP-dependent diacylglycerol kinase activity; calcium ion binding
Source: RefSeq, a predicted model, not a curated record
AUGAGCUUCAUUUGUUUUCUGCACAGACGUUUCUCCGCGCUAAUGAGCUAGCUAAAGCUAGCUUAUAUUUAUUUUUAGAAACAUUUAUUAGGAAAAAAUGCAUUUUAACGGUUGUCUUCAUGAAAAUGUAAACGAGAUAGAAAAGAAGGAAGACGGAACUCUGUGUGGACGAGCGGAGACUGUUUAUGAAGCGCUCCUCAUCCCCGAUGAUGCUGCUCUGAGCAGACGCCGCCGGAGGAGCAGCAGAAAGCUGCAGCCGAUUACAAACCCCCGCCUGCCCCGCAGCCGAGGGCGGAUUCAGCCACGGACGCGACGGGAAUGUGAGAGAUCUGCAAACAUCUGCCCGGAGGACUCCUCCCUCAUCUCUCCUGGCGUUUAUCUCCAUCUCUGCAGCAGGUGCCCCCUCCCACCAUCACCGCCGCCAUCCUUACACGAGUGGGUGUCCUGAGAGUGCCGAGCGGACCCGGACACACCAUGAACAGCCAGGACAAAUGGGUCACGCUGACCCCGGCUGAAUUCGCUCUGCUGCAGGAGUACACUCAGUACUCAACAAAAAAGCUGAAGGAUGUUCUGCAGGAGUUUCAUGGAGAUGGAAUUUUGGCCAAAUACAACCCUGAGGAGAAACAGGAAAUACUCAACCAGGAGAUCGACUACAAAGGCUUCAAGGUCUUCAUGCAAACAUUCCUGGAGAGUGAACUCCCCGAGGAAUUCUGCCAACACCUCUUCUUGUCGUUUAGCAACAAGGGACCCAAACCCAGUCCUUCAUCCUCUGACAAACCUCGCGUGUCUGGACUGAAGCUGAUCAAAGCCAACUCCACCCCUCUGAAGACCCCGACCCUCCCCAGGCCUGUGGAUGCGGUGCAGCUUAAGGACAUCGUGUGUUACCUGUCGCUGCUGGAGGGGGGGCGUCCUGAGGACAAACUGGAGUUCAUGUUUCGGCUCUACGACACCGACGGAAACGGGUCUCUGGACAGCUCGGAGCUGGAGCACAUCAUCUCCCAGAUGAUGCGGGUGGCAGAGUACCUGGAGUGGGACGUGACCGAACUCAAACCCAUUCUGCAGGAAAUGAUGCAGGAGAUCGACUACGACCAGGACGGCACGGUGUCGCUGGAGGAGUGGAUCCAGGGAGGGCUGACCACCAUCCCGCUGCUGGUCCUGCUGGGCCUGGAGACGAACGUGAAAGACGACGGGCAGCACGUGUGGAGACUGAAGCACUUCAACAAGCCGGCCUACUGCAACCUGUGUCUCAACAUGCUGAUCGGGCUGGGAAAGCAGGGACUCUGCUGCUCCUUCUGCAAGUACACCGUCCACGAGCGCUGCGUUGGCCGAGCGCCUCAUUCCUGCAUCAAAACGUACGUGAAGUCAAAGAAGAACACAGAGAUCAUGCAUCAUUUCUGGGUGGAGGGGAACUGCCCCACCAAGUGUGACAAGUGUCACAAAACCAUUAAGUGUUACCAAGGCCUGACUGGGCUCCACUGUGUGUGGUGUCAGAUCACGCUCCAUAACAAGUGUGCCUCCCACGUCAAGCCCGAGUGUGACUGCGGACCCCUGAAGGAUCACAUCCUGCCCCCCAACUCAAUCUGCCCCAUCGUCCUGGAGAGGCAGUCCACGCUGAGGAAAGACUCGCGCUCGAGUCAGUCGGGGCGAGGAAAGAUGCAGCGGGCCAACUCGGUCACGGUGGACGGACAAGGACUGCAGAUCACAACAAUAGAGGGCACUCAUCCUCUGCUGGUGUUUGUCAAUCCGAAGAGCGGCGGGAAGCAGGGGGAGAGGAUUUACAGGAAGUUCCAGUAUCUGCUGAACCCGAGACAAGUGUACAACCUGGCCAAGAACGGACCCAUGCCAGGGCUGAACUUCUUCAGGGACGUUCCUGACUGCAGGGUGUUGGCCUGUGGAGGAGACGGCACUGUGGGAUGGAUCCUCGACUUCAUUGAUAAGGCCAACUUGGACAAGAACCCACCUGUGUGCAUCCUUCCUCUUGGCACGGGCAACGACCUGGCAAGGUGUCUGCGCUGGGGAGGAGGUUACGAGGGCGAGAGUCUCUUCAAGAUCCUGCGGGACAUCGAGAACAGCUCCCAGGUGAUGCUGGACCGCUGGAAAAUCGACGUGACUCCUACGGAUAAGGAGGAGCGAGGAGACCCGGUACCGUACAGCAUCAUCAACAACUACUUCUCCAUCGGGGUGGACGCCUCCAUCGCUCAUCGAUUCCACGUCAUGAGGGAGAAGCAUCCUGAGAAGUUCAACAGCAGAACCAAGAAUAAGCUGUGGUACUUUGAGUUCGGCACCUCGGAAACCUUCUCAGCCACAUGCAAGAAGCUCCACGACUUUCUGGAGGUUGAGUGUGACGGUGUCAUUCUGGACCUCAGCAGCAUCUCCCUUGAAGGAAUUGCCAUCCUCAACAUACCCAGCAUGCACGGCGGCUCCAACCUUUGGGGCGAGAGCAAGAAGAGGAGGGGGCACCGCAAAGGCGGAAAGAAGAGCCAAGACAAGCGGACGCCGGUGCUCGACCCCAAAGAGCUCAUGUUCGCCGUUCAAGAUUUGUCUGACCAGCUCCUGGAGGUGGUGGGGCUGGAAGGAGCCAUGGAGAUGGGUCAGAUCUACACGGGUCUGAAGAGCGCAGGAAGACGCCUCGCCCAGUGCUCCUCGGUGACCAUCAGGACGAGUAAAUCUCUUCCCAUGCAGAUUGACGGAGAGCCUUGGAUGCAGACUCCCUGCACGAUCGAGAUCGUCCACAAGAACCAGGCCCCCAUGCUGAUAGGACCGCCUCAGAGCCGGAGCUUCUUCUCUUCGGUCCUCAGACGGAGACGCGCUGACAGCAAAGACUGAAGCCCCGAGAUCCUCACGUUUUCCUCUAAAGUGCCCUCAGAGCGGCUCGAUGCGGCCUGCGUGGGAAACGGCGCCGUCGGCGUGGAGACUCGCGGAGGAGUCCGAAAGAGCGGGACUGGAUCUACUGCAUGUACCGUCCUUUCUAUAAGUGCUUUGUCGUGCUCAGUGACGUGGAAUGAAGCCACAGAUGGACGUGUCUGGUGAUUACUGUACAUUUAAAUAGAUCUUUUAUUUAUUUUUGCACAUUUGGAUGUUAUUUAUGUUUUCUAAUGUUGUCCUGGUCCUGAUGCAUGAAGGGAGACUCGACUCGGACAUAUCUGUAUCUCUCUAAGGACUGAUUGUGUUCGGAUCGCUUCACCUGCUUCAGGAAAGUCUGACAGAUCACCAACAGAUUCACAGUUUGAUCUGAUCCCUGCGUGAUCACUACGACCUCCGUUUACAUCAACUUUCUCUGAGUCCAAACUACAUUUUUAUCAGGUUUAAGUUGAAUCUCCUGCAGACGUUGGUUUGGUUUUCAGACUCUAAAACUGUCUGGAUGUUAAUGUUCUGUAGAACUCAUCGGGUUUGUUAUUUCCUGAAGUAGAUUCUCUUUCCUGAGGAGUUCUGGAGGCCGGCAUGUUUUCUAAGGUCUGAUUCUUUGUCCGCUUUCGUACAGUCAGGUCGUAUUUUUGUACAUGCUAUUAUUUAUUUUUCUGCUUCACACACUUUGUUGCUCCUGCCUGAAAAAAAAAUGUUGGACCUGUUGACCAAACCUGAGAUGGAAACCAUUAAAGACGGAAAAUGAU